AUGCUCCGGAAGGUUCUACUACAACCCAUGACCAGCGUUCCAUGCGCACACGAAUCCACCAUUUCGUUCCAAUUCCCAUCGUCAUCCGGGAGUCCGUCUCCUCCUCCCAUCCUACCAUCAUCGCCCGAUCUGGCAUAUCAAAACCAACCGGGGUCCUCCAAUCCCUACCUCGCCCUCCCGCCGCCUGAAGACGAGAUCCCCGACCUUGACGAGUUGCCCUCCGAACAACCACCCUUGCCCCCACCUACCACGCCUGCUCGUACCAUGUCAGGACACCAUCGCAUCACCCUCGCCGCCAACCCUCCCUAUUUCGAUGGGGACAAGACCAAGUACAUGGGCUUCGUGGACUCGUGCACCACCUACAUCGGCGCAUACCGGUCGGAAUUCUCGCUGGAUGAAACCAAGAUCCUCUUCAUCCUCUCCUACCUCCGCAACAAGGCUGGCACAAGCUGCGCCGCCUCGAGAUGGGCGAUGAACUGGAAGCAGCGCAACUUCGAGAGCCUUAAUGGAAUAAAGGCUGGGGUCACCUCGGCAACCUUCUUGGAGGAACUACAGAAGGCCUUUGGGGACUCCAAUGCGGAGCAAGUUGCCGCCGCUCGACUCAUGGCUCUGCGCCAGAAUAGACGAUCCUUCGCGGAUCAUAUCUCCGACUUUGAGAUGCUGGCUGCAGACGCAGGGUACAACGUGGUCACCUCCACCGACAGCAAGGGCGAGUACAAGAAGGGGGAUCAGGACAACAUCCUCAUCGAGUUCCUCGAGCGUGGACUGAGCAGCGAGAUCGCAAGCCGCCUCUACAACACUGGUGUUCCCCUGCCCAAGGCGUAUGGCGCCUUCAAGGACUGGUGCGUCAACAUCGAGGCAAACGCUCUGCGCGAUCAGCUGCGCAAAGCGUCGCAUGGGCACUCCACGCCACGACCACCUCCCCCAUUCCGCCCACAGGCAGCCCCAACAACACCUACACCCGCCCCGGCCCAACCCGCUGCCAACGAACCGGUCCCAAUGGAUAUCAAUCGCACCCACGCCCGCGGCCGCAAUAUCAUCUGCUACAACUGUCAGCAGCCGGGCACAUCGCGCGGAACUGCCCGUGUGACAAUCAACCCAAAAACAAAGUCGAAAAGAGAAGUGAAUUCGAAGACUGGAGAAUACAACCAAGUAGCUACAGUAUUUAUACCCAAAUCCAGUCUGAGUCAUAUCUACAACUAA
Molecule: messenger RNA, 1203 nt
Organism: Mycena citricolor
Lineage: Eukaryota; Fungi; Basidiomycota; Agaricomycetes; Agaricales; Mycenaceae
Source: the annotation of a GenBank genome assembly